AUGGCCCACAAGCGCAAGCGAUCUAUCUCCGAGCUCUGCGCCUCGCCCUCUUCAGUCUCAUCCUUCGACUCCCCUCCACGCGUCAGCAACUCCAUCACCAACCCUUUUGCCAUAAUGACUUCGACGCCCCUUCAUCUCCACAGCCGAACGAUGAAAAGAACACGCGACAACCGACCUUCAGAAGAGAUGAUUCAUCAACGUACACUCAAGAUGCUGUACUCGGCACAGAGCCAGACCCAACAGCCCGAAGCUCCAUCUGAACCUAUGCAAACUGAGACGCAAACUACACGGCCCGAAUCAGCACAACAAUCUCUCCAUCGGUUCUGGAACAUUUCUUCAACCCCAACAGCGUCAGCUUCUACUCUCAACCAACCCGAACUCGCUCCUUCGAACUGCGAGGACUGUGGUGUAAGCUUCAACAACGGCGACGACGGAAUGGAACUUGACAACUUUAAUAACGAGGAUCACUCAUGUGUUGCUUGUAACAAGCACGUCUGUUUCAGCUGCUCUGUCAGCAAUCUCGGCGAGCAGCGACGAUGUUUGCAGUGCGCAGGCCGAGAGGAGGCAACGAGUCACAACUCAACGAACGGACAUACAGCAAUGGUUUUUUGA
Messenger RNA from Fusarium venenatum, 612 nucleotides. RefSeq lists its product as uncharacterized. NCBI's taxonomy places the organism in Eukaryota, Fungi, Ascomycota, Sordariomycetes, Hypocreales, Nectriaceae. The record is from RefSeq and is a predicted model, not a curated record.